AAUGUUUUCCCUCGUUUAAGAAGCCGCUUAAUGUGACGAUACUUAGAUCAAACUGUGGUUGUUGUUGUUGUUGUGGUGGUGGUGGUUUUGAUUAUAACAAACAAAUACAAACAGAAAAAAAAGUGUUGCCUGUUGGCGCUUGACAAAAAUCUUUUGUGUUUGUUUUUUAUGUGUGGCCGCGGCACAUUUUCUUCGAUUAUUUCAAGUUUUUGUCAUUUUUUUUUCUUCUAAUCAUUAAUCAUCAACUAAAGUAAAUUUUAAAAAAUCUUUAUUUAUCACAAUCAUUUUUCUUAGGAUAUUCAAUCAUUUUGAUUUUGAAAAAAUCAGUAUUUUGUUCUAUCAUUUCGAAAUUCGAAAUCAAAUCAUGGCCGAUAAUCCAUCAUCAGCGACAACAACAACAACAACAAAUGAAACAACAAAUAAUAUUGUUGGAUCAACAUCAUCAUCGAAUUUGGAAGAAUCGAAAACAUCAUCAUCAUCAUCAUCAACAAAAAAUGUAAAUCAUCAUGAUGAUUCCAAUGUUGCAAGUAGUAGUUCGACAAAAUUUUCUGAACCUGAUAAAGAAUUAUUAACCGAAGCAUUACAAUCGAUGCAACAUGGUAAACGUCAUAUGAUCGUUUCAGAUUAUCGUUCAGCUGUACCUUGUUUUGAAACGGCAUGUGAAUUUCUUGGCCAUCUAUAUGGUUUACGUGCACUUGAAUGUGCUGAAGCCUAUCUAAAUUAUGGUAUUGCAUUAUAUGAAAUGUCACGUCUUGAAGAAGGUCUUGAUGGUGGUAUUGUCAAUGUUGAAAAUCAACCAGAUAGUGGUGAAGAUGAUGAUGAUGAUGACGGCGACGGUGAAGAAGGUGAUGAAGAGGAACAAGAAGAAGGAGAAAAUAAUGUUGAUGGUCAGAAAGAAAAAGCUAAAGUUGAUGAAGAAGAUGGAGAUGAAGUGGAAGAUAAUGUUGAAACAAAUAGUAAUGAAAAUGAAAAACAAAUGGACAUUGAUCUAAUGGAACAACAACAACAGCCAUCAACAUCGAAAGGACCAUCAUCGUCAUCGGCUGAUGUUCCUGGAACAUCAGCAACAAAUGGUGGUACUGCGAAUAAUGAUGAUGAAGAAGAAGAUAAUGCUUCCAAUAUUGAAAUCGCAUAUGAAGUAUUAACAACUGCCAGAGAUAUUUAUAGCCAACAUUUGGAUAAUAAUGAAACAUCAUUAAAUUAUGCUGAAGCAUUACAAAAACUUGGCGAAAUCAGUAUUGAUUGGGAAAAUCCAGAUGGUGCUAUUGCAUUGUUAAAUGAAUGUCUGGAACAUCGUCGUCGGGUAUUGAAACCGGAUGAUCGUUUAAUUGCCGUCACCUAUCAUUAUUUAGGUCUUGCAUAUUCAUUUAAAUUAAUUCAUUCAAAUUCAACCGUAGCAACAUCAUCAUCAUAUGAUUGUGAAACAUCAAAUAAUUGUUUUCAAAGUGCAUUGGAUGUUAUUAAAUUACGUAUCGAUAAUCUAAAGGAAAAAGACACUACCAAUAUGGAUACAUUUGAAAAAGCAACAUUAGAAAGUGAAAUACAACAAUUAGAAAGUCUGAUACCUGAGAUACAAUUGAAGAUUGAAGAUAUGAAAGAACAGAUUCAAAGUGGUCGUCGUAUAAUGGAUCGUUUGGAAAUGGUCGAUAAAAAAGAACGUGAAAAGACACAAGAAUUUCGUAAAUUGGAAAAACCAAUUACAAACAUUACACAUCUGAUUAAACGUAAACGUGACGAUGAUAUCGAUGGUAACAGUGGUAGUAAUAGUAAUAGUAAUAAAGAAAAUGGUACAUCAGCAACAACAAAUGAUGAUAAUGUGAAUGUUCCAAAUAAAAAAUUAUGUUCAUCAUCAUCAACGAAUAAUGGCAAUGUUGCCACACCUUUAGUAUCAUCAACAACAACAACCACCGAAUCAUCGGCAACGACAACAACAACAACAAAUGAAGAAAAACAAUAGCUUACAUUAACAUCAAAAUCACCAAAGAAUGGUGACGCAACAACUUUCAACUACUAAUUAGAUUAAUUUCAUUUCUUCAUCAUCAUCAUUAUUAUUAUUAUUCGUUGGUUACAUUCAUUUGCAAUUAUUAUUAU
Molecule: messenger RNA, 2091 nt
Organism: Dermatophagoides farinae (American house dust mite)
Lineage: Eukaryota; Metazoa; Arthropoda; Arachnida; Sarcoptiformes; Pyroglyphidae
Source: RefSeq, a predicted model, not a curated record